GACACGGGAGACAAUCCGGAGUGUUACAUAGAGGAGUUAUCCUUGCAAGACAACGGGUCCUAUGCCACGGUGUACCGCUUCACUAAAUACAGAAGGAACAUGUUUUACCUUGGCAUCAACUGCGACCCCAUGCUGGGAAGACUGGCCGACCCCAACUCAAAGUCCUCCAGGUUCAUCAGGGUUGUCGUCAGUGACGUAGAAGCUAGGUCUGCGAAAGAUGCCGUUUCUAAAUCUGGCUCAGACAGCAGUGUGAGGCCCAAAUGUGUGAGUCCCGCUGACAAACGGCGAGCCGCCAAAGCUAAACGCCAAAAACUCAAAUGGCGGUGGUGCUGGAAUUUAGACAGAAUGAUCCAGAAGCGACAUGCCUACAUGGAGAGAUGUAGGAAGCGAGAAAGAACUCGGACGUGUGAUAACAGUCAUGAGGACGAGGAGGGGACAAAGAAAAGAUGUGUUUGUGAUAUUUUGAGAUCAAUGCUGCUCAAACCAAAGAGAGCCAGAAGAAAAUGCCUGGUAGAAAAACUGUCAAAGUGGGUAGAAAAUCAAAAUGCGACCGCACAUUCAAGUGCAGUUCUGGAGGCUAGCAGGUUGCUGGUGCGAAACUAUCCAGCGAUUGCAAGAAGAAUGCGAUUGCUAAAGGCUAGAAAGAACAAAAAGAGACAACAUCACAGAGGUCUGCUAGAUCAGAAAAUUCCAAAAGACAAUCAAGAA
Molecule: messenger RNA, 708 nt
Organism: Candidula unifasciata
Lineage: Eukaryota; Metazoa; Mollusca; Gastropoda; Stylommatophora; Geomitridae
Source: the annotation of a GenBank genome assembly